Molecule: messenger RNA, 1284 nt
Organism: Acanthoscelides obtectus
Lineage: Eukaryota; Metazoa; Arthropoda; Insecta; Coleoptera; Chrysomelidae
Source: the annotation of a GenBank genome assembly
AUGUCUAGCAGAGCCAGGAAAAUAUUAGAUAUGGCAAGAGAGGGAAUCUAUGAGGUUGGAGAUAAUGGAAUAUGUAAUCUGAUCAGUUGUGCAGAAAAUAGUAUUGUGGAACCAGGAUUUGCCACCCUCGAAGAUGUAGUUUACCCCCAACCAACACAUGAUCUGUUUGAUUCAGCUAUACAGGAAUUUCACCAAUCGGUACCAGCACUAAUUGACGGCAUAGGGCAGUCUGGCAGCACACAAUGUGACACAUUACAGUCCAACGAAGAAGUUAAUUUGGUUGAAGGGGAAAAUGAGAACGCUGCAUAUGACACGUCGCCAUCAAAUGAAAAUAGAGUUGAUUUGAUGGAAGAAGAAAAAGAGAACGCAGCAUAUGGAAUGGAAGAACAAACAGAAGAGUUGUUCCAGAGAAAAAGGGCUAAGCGGCAUAAUCUUGACCAAUCAAUGUGGUUAAAAAUUAGAAAUCAGGCGAACCGCGAAAAGGGCUUAGCAUAUAAAGGCAAAAUGAAGGUUGGUGGAAAAUGGAAAUAUGACAAUAUAACAACUAAAUCUAGUAAAAUAGGGUGUAGAAAAUUGACUCAGGAAAACCGAGAAUAUAUAUUCAAUAUAUUUUGGAACCACAUGAAUUGGCAAGAGAGAAAAAUUUAUAUCCAGAGUUUGGUGAAAAUUGAAAAUGUAAAAAGAAGAAGGGGAGCCAAUGAAAAUAGUCGAAGAAACUAUUCACUAAAGUACUACCUUAAAGUCGAGAACAAAGAAUUAAGAGUCUGCAAGAAAAUGUUCCUAAAUACUAUGAGCAUGAAGGAAUCUACAGUAUUAAACUGGACGAAAAGUGACAAAUUGGAAGAAAAUGAAAAGAGACUAAAUAAUGACAAAAGAAAACAGAGUAGGAGUAAAAUGUAUGGAGGAAGAUACGAGGCACUAAACCAGUUUUUCGAUUCAUUACCGAAAGUCGAAUCACACUAUUGCCGAGCAUCAAGCAGCAAACUGUAUUUGGGACCGAUGUGGGCUUCAACAAAUCAGUUGUAUGGCUUUUACAAACGUCAUCAUUGCCCUGACAGCGGUGAUGAACCCGUAUCACGAACGAUCUUUUUCAAAGAGUUCAAUAAACGAAAUCUCUCUAUAUAUGUUCACAAAAAGGACCUGUGUGACACCUGUGUUGCAUACGAUGCAAAAAAUUUUCCAGAGGAAGAAUACGAUUUACAUCAGGUAAUGAAAAAAGAAGCUAGAGAAGAAAAAGAGAAAGAUAAGAAGUCAUCUGCUUCAGUCUUUACGAUGGAUUUGUAA